This is a messenger RNA of Bufo gargarizans (Asiatic toad), 1644 nucleotides long. Its product is annotated as probable hydrolase PNKD. The transcript has 9 exons. Gene Ontology annotation, molecular function: hydroxyacylglutathione hydrolase activity. The coding region runs from base 43 to 1110 and encodes 355 amino acids. NCBI's taxonomy places the organism in Eukaryota, Metazoa, Chordata, Amphibia, Anura, Bufonidae. The record is from RefSeq and is a predicted model, not a curated record. Gene Ontology annotation, cellular component: mitochondrion.
CCUGGGAGUGGGCGUGGCGCGGUCACCUGGAGGAGGAGUGUCAUGCCGGCGCUGCUGAUGCUCCUGGCCGCGGCCGCCGUCUGCUGCUCCUGCUGCGGGCUCGCGCUGCUGCUCCGCCGGCUCCCGGGCUGCUCCUGCCUCCCGCGGACACUCAUGGCCCGCACCGAGAAGCCGUUCUUCAGGAUCGCGUAUGGCUUGUACACCCGCACCAGACUUGGCUAUCUGUUCUACAAGAGACAGCUGAAGAAGGCCCGAGAGCGCUACCCCCAGGGGCACUCGUCCACCCAAGCCAUAGUGUUUAGCGGUGUUAAAGUGGUGCCCAUCCCUGUACUGUCUGAUAACUACAGCUACCUGGUCAUCGACACGACAUCUAACCUGGCGGUGGCAGUGGACCCAUCGGACCCCAUUGCUGUACAGAACUACUUGGAGCGGGAAGGCGUGAUGCUGGAAGCCAUCUUGUGUACACAUAAACACUGGGAUCACAGCGGGGGCAAUAAAGCCCUGAAGAAGCUGUACCGAACCUGCCGGGUGUACGGGAAUUCCUGUGAUGACAUUCCAGAACUGACGCACCCUCUGUCUGACAGGGACCAGCUGGCGAUCGGGCGGCUGCAGUUUCAGGCGUUCUUCACUCCGGGUCACACCGUUGGUCACAUGAUUUACGUGCUGGAUGGGAAAUCUGGAGACGGGCCGGAUUGUCUGUUCUCUGGGGACCUCCUCUUCCUCGCCGGCUGCGGGAGAAUGUUCGAGGGCUCGGCGGGCACCAUGCUGGCAUCGCUGGAUACUGUGGCCUCUCUGAAUGACAGCACGUUGCUCUGGCCUGGCCAUGAGUACGCUGCAGACAACCUCAUGUUUGCCGCCGUGGUGGAGCCUGAUAACGCGGUGCGGGACAAGAAGUUCCAGUGGGUGGUUCAGCAGAGACUGGAGAAGAAAUGCACGUGUCCGUCGACCCUCGGAGAAGAGAAGGAGUACAACCCCUUCCUGCGCACUCACUGUAGGGACUUGCAUGUGGCCCUCGACCUCCAGCGAGGAGCAGCCGAGGAGUGGAGUCGUUUCCGUUCUCGGGUCCUAGAAGAAGUUCGAAGGAGGAAAGACCUAUUUAAAGGCAGAUAAUCACCUGACCUCCCCGCUGGGAAAAUGGACCGUGAACUGGAAACUGUGCGUCUGGAGGAUCGGGUUUCACUUUGUCCCCUAAUAAUCCCAUCUGUCCGUAGAAAGGAUCGAGACCGCGACUGCGCAAGACUAAAACCUCGGCAGAUCUUCACAUUUGUGUGUUUGUUUUUAUUUGUUUGUUUUUGCACAGAUCUAAUUUUUGUAAAUUUGCAAGUAACAAAAAAACCUACGACCACUGCAUGAGAACUCGGGGAGACUUCCCCUUUAAGUAUUAUUUUCUAGGAAGAAACACUAAGACUUGGGUGGUGCAGAGGACUGUGGGAUGCGGCGCUGGCGUGAUCCCGGGAGAUGCCGGCAGUGUCCGCAUCCUCCACCAUAUGUGACCCAAGUGGCUUCUUCUUCAGGACACUAAUGGGAGAGAAGGAACCUGGAUCCAUUCAUCAGUUUCCUCUUGGAAGGGCGUGCCUAGCGCUACGGCUGCCCCUGGUGUUGAAUUUUAGUAUAUUGUGCCACCCAGUAAAGUAGAGAAUUCUA